Molecule: messenger RNA, 3366 nt
Organism: Nezara viridula (southern green stink bug)
Lineage: Eukaryota; Metazoa; Arthropoda; Insecta; Hemiptera; Pentatomidae
Source: the annotation of a GenBank genome assembly
CAACAAGUGAGUACAACACUGAUAAUAUGAAAUUAGAUUCCCGCCAAGUUUGAUAAGAAUAUCGUAGUGAUAAGAACAAGCAUCCUUCUAACAAUUAUGUGUGAUAGUCCUAAUCAUGGAUUUUUCAGACAUUUUUUUCAGUAUUACACCAAGAUGAAGUUCAGUAGAGGAAGUAUUGUUCGAAUCCAUUUGAAGGAUUUUUUGACCUUCGAUGAGAUUGAAAUGUCUCCAAAAAAUAAGUUAAAUCUUGUGAUUGGACCUAAUGGUGCAGGAAAAUCUACAUUUGUUUGUGCAAUAGUGUUGGGGCUAGGAGGAAAACCUAAUGUCAUUGGUAGAUCACCCAAUGUUGCGGACUAUAUUAAACAUGGUUGUGAAAAAGCUGUUAUCGAUUUAGAGCUUUAUAAUCCUGAUGGUGCUAACUUUGUUAUAUCAAGACAUAUUACAUCUAAUUCCUCAUCAUGGUUCUUACAAGGAAAACCUACAACUUUGAAAAAGAUUGAGACUUUAACACAAGAAUUAAACAUUCAGAUAAACAACCUUUGUCAAAUAUUACCACAAGAUCGUGUCCAGGACUUCGCCAAAAUGGACCAGAAACAGUUGUUAGAAAAUACUCAGAAAGCCAUUGAUCAGGAAUUGAGUGAGCAGUUUGAAGAACUGAAAUCCAUUCGGACAUCUAUUAUUAAGAGGGAAGAAAUGCUUGCUGAUUUGUUAAUAAAAUUUGACAAUGAAAAGCAGAAAAGUAAAAGAAUGGAAGCAGAUGUUAAAAGUUACAAAGAGAAACAGGAUAUUUUGGAAAAGAUAACAUUGAUUAAGAAAAAACUUCAGUGGCUUCUGUAUGAAGAGAAAAAUGAAUUAAGAAAAAAGAUGCAAGUAACUUACGAAACGGCAAAACAGCAAUAUGAAGCUUUAAAGAAAAGUUUGGAGCCGCUUUUGAAAAAGAUUAAAGAGGUUGAGGCAGAACGAGAAAACUUGAAGAAGAAUUCAAAAAAUGAGGAACAGAAUAACAAUAGGAUUAGUCAAAGCCUGCAAGAAUUGCUUCGUAACCAUCUUCGAUUUAAAGACAAGAUAGUCAAAAUAAAAGAUGACUUAAAAUCUAAACUGGAUGCAGAAGCUCAAAAAGAUAUGACCAUUCAAGAGAUUCAGAAACAAAUAAGAGAGAUUGAAAAUAGUUUACCGCAAGUCAAUGAGGCCACACUUCUUCAUGAUAUAAGAAAAUGUGAUUUAGAAAUUGAUCUUAUGUUGAAGAAAGUUUCUCAAGCCAGAAAUCAAGAAAGAGAAUUACAAGACCAGUCGUCUGCUGUAAACAAUAUUGUAAGAGGUCUUCAAUACAAGCUGGACCAACUGAAUAGUGUUGCUGAGAAAAAAUUAGGAUUAUUGACUUCAAGAUUCGAAGAUGUAGCCAAAGCUCAUCAAUGGGUUUUAGAAAAUCAAGACCAGUUUGAAAAGAAAGUCUAUGCUCCUAUUUUCUUAGAGGUAAAUGUUCCUGAUACAAACCAUGCUCGAUAUUUUGAACACAUCAUUUCGAAUAAAGAUUUGGUUGCAUUUGUUUGUGAAGAUGCUAAGGACAUGACAAAACUGUUAAGAAUCUUGAGGGAUGGGAAAAAUUUGAAAAUAAAUGCCAUCACGUCAACUCCACUCCAAUACAGUCUUCAGGAAAUGUUUCAGCCGAGAAUCCCUCUUGCAUCGUUGCAACGAUUUGGUUUCAAAAAUUAUCUCAUAGACCUGAUUGAAGGACCUGACGUAAUAUUGAAGUAUUUGUGCAGCUCUUACAACCUCCAUAACAUUCCAAUAGGCUCUAAUAAAGUCGAGGAUUAUAUUGACCAUAUUCCAAAGGAAUUAAGAGCAUUCUUUACUGAAACAUCGUUUCAUAAAGUGAAUAUAUCAAAAUACACUGGGGAGAAGAUACAGACAGUUGGAGAAGUAGGUGGUUCAUACUUUCUCUCCUUUACGCUCAACAAAGAUUUGAUUACAGCAUGCAGCCAGGAACUACAAAGAAAGUUUGAGGACUCUAAAGGAAUUGAAAAUCAGCUGAAAGAGGUUGCUGAAAUGAGACAGGGCCUCGAUGUAGAAGUGAAUACCACCAGAAAUAAAAAACGUGAAUUCUCUCGCCAACUGGAGUACCUUAAAGCUUCAAGUGUUCGUUUAAGGGUUAAGAGAGAAGAAUUGGAUGAAAUUACGAAGAAAAAAAUUGAUCCGGCUGUGGAAGAAGCUAAAGCUAAACAGGCCAUAGAGGGAUGUGUUAAAGAGAUAAUUUCCAAUGAAGCUGAAACAGUUAAAGUAAUUUCAUCGUAUAUGAAAUCGAAAGUCGCAAAUGAAUUAUUUGGAUUACAAUUACAACAGACUAGUGCGCUUGUCAAAAAAAAAGAGAAUGAAUCAAAAGAAAUGGAGACCGCUGCUGUUGCUGCCAGGGAUGAAGCUGAAAAAGUAAAAGCAGAAUGCAUUCGUAUCAAGACUGAAUUAAAGGCUAUCCACCAAAAGGCAAAAGAAAUGACUGAGGGGCUGGACGCAAACGACCCUGCCUUUAUAGAAAAAUACAAUCCUCUUUUCCGGAAGUUACCAGGAGACAGGAAUUCACUUCAGGAACAUCUCAUCGAAACGGAGGCAAUGGCCAAGUGCCUUCAAGGAAUUGUUGGUAGCAAUGUUAUCGAAGAAUAUGAAGCCAGCUUGAAACAGAUGGCACAAUUAGAAAAGGAAGUGACAAAGUUGAAAGCUAAUCAUUCAGGAAUCGUAUCCAAAGCAUCCGAAUUGCUUUCAACUUGGUUGCCCAAGCUACAAGAUCUUAUCGAAGACAUUAAUGAUAAAUUUGGAGCAUUUUUUGCAGCAAUGGGUUGUGCUGGUGCUGUCCAGCUCGACCAGGGUUCUAAUCCUUCACAAUAUGAAAAUUAUGGUCUAAUGAUAAAAGUGAAGUUUCGAAAUGAAUAUGAGCUUCAGGCAUUAGAUUCGUAUACACAGAGCGGUGGUGAGAGGGCGCUGACAACUGCAGUUUUCCUCUUGUCGCUACAAACUAUUAGCAAGGUGCCUUUUAGAUGUGUCGAUGAAAUCAAUCAGGGUAUGGAUGAGAUAAAUGAAAAGAGAGUAUACCAUCUCAUAAUGAAUUCCAUUUCAACCUGUGAUACAGCACAAUACUUCCUCGUGACUCCUACAUUACUUCCGGGAGUGACAUAUCCUGAUGGCACUGCAGUACAUUGUGUUCAUUCGACUAAGGAACAAGUUGCUUAUGAUGAUAUUCACUGGAACAAAGAGAGGUACUUUCGACGACUGGGUAUACACGAAGAAUAAUAUGUUUGUUAUCUUUGUUGAUUCAGUAUUAUUUAUAGUAUUUUUUUAUAAUUUAUACCACCUUGUUAAUAAAAUAUUUAUAUAUUC